AAGAAGAUAGUAUAGAUGGAGUUCGGCAGAGGCUUGGUGUCCUUGAUGACAGUGGGAAUAUGGUGGUGGUGGUUGAUGAGAGAAGCUGUUUCAGACCCACAAACCAACCUGCUAAUCCAGGGAUGCAGUACAUACAGCCCCCCCAACCUUUCCGACUUCUACAGCAACCUCAACGACACCUUGUCUGACCUCAAAACGCAGUUAAGCGACAACAAGCGCUUCGCCACGGCACAGAGAACAAGGAGUACGGGCACUGUCUACGGCCUGGCGCAGUGCAGAAAUUACAUGUCCACUGAGGACUGUGUGGCUUGCUUCAACACUGCUCAGUCAGACAUACGCAAUUGCUCUUCAGCCAAUGGCGCUCGCGUUAUCUACGAUGGCUGCUUCCUCAGAUAUGAGAGCAGCAGCUUCUACGACGAAACUACUGGCUCUGGCAAUACUGCAAUUUGUGGCAACCAGACUGCAGCACAGGCGACUGCUUUCCAAGAAGCAGUAAACGGACUAUUAUCAGAUCUUGAAACUGCAACACCCAGAACUAAUGAUUCCUAUGCAGCAUAUAAAAAGGAAGUGGUCGGAGGUGGUGGUGCAACCGUGUAUGGGGUGGCUCAAUGUGUUGAAAGGGCGAGUGCAAGUGCUUGCAAAGAGUGCUUGAAAGUCGCAGAUGGAAACAUAAAGAGUUGUCUUCCCAGUACAGACGGUAGGGCUGUUGAUGCAGGAUGUUUCCUGAGGUACUCAAACACGCCUUUCUUUGCUGAUAACCAGACCACGGAUAUCUUGCCCUUCCUAGAAAAAGGAGGUUCAACCAAGAAGAAAGCCAUUAUAGGAGGAGUGGUUGGAGGUGUAUGCCUAUUCUUGCUCCUCAUUAUGUUGUUUGUAUGGCAUCAGCACUCAAGAAGGGCAAAGGCAGCUCCUAGAGGUGAUAUGUUAGGGGUACCCGAGUUGCAAGGCCCAGUAAAUUACAGCCACAGAGACUUGAAAUCUGCAACAAAAAAUUUUAGAGCUGAAUAUAAACUUGGAAAGGGAGGCUUUGGUGAUGUCUAUAAGGGUUAUUUGAAAAAUGGGACAACGGUUGCAGUUAAGAAGCUAAUUAUAGGUCAACCCAAUAGGGCAAAGGCAGAUUUUGAGAGUGAAGUCAAGAUCAUAAGUAAUGUUCAUCAUCGCAAUCUCCUCCGUCUUCUUGGAUGUUGUAAAAAAGGAUCAGAACUACUUCUUGUCUAUGAAUACAUGGUCAAUAGCAGCCUUGAUAAAUUCUUAUUUGGCGAAAGGCGAGGAGCUCUCAACUGGAGACAACGGUUUGAUAUAAUAGUUGGGACAGCAAGGGGUCUUGCCUAUUUACAUGAGGAAUUCCAUGUCUGUAUUAUACACCGUGAUAUAAAAUCCAGCAAUAUUCUUCUUGACAAUGAUUUCCAGCCCAGAAUUGCAGAUUUUGGGUUGGCAAGGCUUCUACCAGAGGACCAGACUCAUCUCAGCACAAAAGUCGCUGGAACAUUGGGUUAUACUGCACCUGAAUAUGCAAUCCUUGGACAGUUAUCUGAAAAGGUUGAUACCUAUAGCUAUGGGGUUGUCGUCCUUGAAAUCAUAAGUGGCCGCAAGUGCAAUGAAAUGAAGGCUGAAGAUGUCACCGAAUACUUGCUUGAACGGGCAUGGACACUUUACGAGAAUGACAAGCAUUUAGAGUUGGUGGACGAGAGCUUAGACCCUGAGGAAUAUAAAGCCGAAGAAGUGAAGAAGAUCAUAGAGAUUGCUUUGAUGUGCACUCAGUCAUCAGUUUCUAUGAGGCCCACAAUGUCUGAAGUAGUUUUCUUGCUACGCAGCAAGAUCAGCUCACUUGAGCAUGGACCCCCAACUAGGCCUGCUUUCAUUGAUUCCGACUAUAGAGCUCAUGGAGACUCUUCCACCGCUACUGGGUCCUCUGCUUCCAAUGCCACUGCUUCUAUUUCUCACUUCUCAGGUCGAUGACAUGCUCUGGCAAAAACACCAAGUGUGAUGUCUGGUCAUUAAUCUUGAAAGUCAUCUCAGUGUCAAUGGAGCCAUUAGGUUUGCCCAAAUAAUGCACCACACCACACUAAUAUGUAUUCUUGUGAUUGUGAUUAAAAACUUUUUUCUUGU
Molecule: messenger RNA, 2109 nt
Organism: Vitis vinifera (wine grape)
Lineage: Eukaryota; Viridiplantae; Streptophyta; Magnoliopsida; Vitales; Vitaceae
Product: cold-responsive protein kinase 1
Exons: 8
Coding region: 16-1959 (647 amino acids)
Biological process (GO): protein phosphorylation
Molecular function (GO): ATP binding; protein kinase activity
Source: RefSeq, a predicted model, not a curated record